Messenger RNA from Camponotus floridanus (Florida carpenter ant), 4670 nucleotides. It is a transcript of the gene dysc, whose product is annotated as whirlin. Gene Ontology annotation, cellular component: stereocilia ankle link complex; cilium; plasma membrane. The record is from RefSeq and is a predicted model, not a curated record. Bases 463 to 3438 code for a protein of 991 amino acids. The transcript has 17 exons. Gene Ontology annotation, molecular function: protein binding. NCBI's taxonomy places the organism in Eukaryota, Metazoa, Arthropoda, Insecta, Hymenoptera, Formicidae.
CUUCGUGCCGUGGUUGUUGCUGGGGCGAUGCGCCUGGCACAUCGACCGACGUGCGCGUCCGCAGCAGCAGCAGCAAGUAGUGCAUCGCGCGUCGCACUAUUGCGUUCAUUUCCUGUCGCCGUCGUCGUCGCCGUCAUCGUCAUCAUAGUCAUUGGUGCCGGACUCGCUGGAACGACGACGCUCGCACGCGAGCGCGUUGCCGCGGCCUCGAGAUGAGAGACGACGAAGAGACGCUUCGUACUUCGCUACUCGUGCAAGCACGUGCCACGUGAACGUAAUCGAGUGAUUCGCCGAGAGAGCGAGCUAUCCUCCUGGGGGAUCCUUAGCAGGAUGAGAAAUGUUUGAUGGCUUAUGUGGUGCGGACAAUGUUCCUUAUGUGUGACAGGACCUGCGAAAAACAACUUUUCUUUCAAAAAAUAUUAAGGUGUGACCGAAGGAGGACCGAUCGCCAGCCGAGGAGGCAUGGCUAGCAGCACGGAAGACUACGGUUCCGAGCUGCAGGAGUUGCAGUGGGGAGGCGGUGGUACCACUACUAGUAGCGGUGCCUCGCACUUUCUGCGCGGGGGCGGCGGUGGUUCUCACUACCUGCGGAGCGGCACCGGUAGCUGCUACGAGGCCGAGGACCUCGAGUCCAGCCCCGCCGGCCGUCAUCAUGGCGGUCAGCAUCGCGGCUACUACAGUCCACCCGGUACCAGCUACACCAUCGUCGAGAGGCCGCCCAGCGCGCCCCAUCAUCACUCGUCGCAUGCCACCCCCUACAGAUCCCAUCGGGGUCACGGAACUGCCGGAGGCGGCGGCGGCGGCGGCGGCGGCGGCGGCGGCGGCGGCGGCACCGGUGCCAUUUCCCCGGAACAGGUGCUCAGAUUGUUCGGUAAUAGCGUCUCGGAACGACGUCAGGGCGAUCGUAGGUCCCCGGCGUCCAGUCCGGCGAGCGUGACGGCCGCACGAGGCACGCCGAUUAUUUCCGGUGGCUCGCAGCAACAGCAACAGCAAUCCCAGCAAUCGCAACAGCAGCAACAGCAGCAAACUAAUGCCGGGAAUCCGCCCACGUCUCCCAUCGCGCAGCCGCUCAGCCUGCAGGAGCUCACCGUAAGGACAAUCACCAUGACGAGAGAUCCGCCGGACUCUCACCAUGGCUUUGGCAUCUGCGUGAAGGGUGGCAAGGACGCAGGUGAGAUCCGAAGUACCUUCAGGCUACCCCCGUCGCCGUACUUCGUGCCUCGAGAACGAGAAGCGCAGUCAGGGGUGGGUGUCUAUAUUUCGAGAGUGGAGGAGGGUUCGGUGGCCGAACGAGCUGGACUCAGGCCAGGAGACACGAUCUUGGAGGUUAAUGGCACACCCUUCCGCGCAGUCACCCACGAGGAGGCCCUUAAAAUGCUGAAGGCCUGUAGGACCUUGAGCAUGACGGUGCGAGGGCCAGCACUGGACCCCCGUUGCCGGGGCGGUCACCCUGUCUGGUCAUCGUCAGGUCGACAGCAGUCUUGCAGCUGGAUGGACCGCCAAGGUCGCCCGGCGUCCCCGCCACCCCUUCAUCCGCCCCGCGAUUCCCGCUACGGCCCGAGGACGCGAAAGGUCGAAUUGUGUAUCGAACCCGGCCAGUCCCUGGGCCUGAUGAUCCGGGGUGGCCUCGAAUACGGCCUCGGAAUUUACGUCACGGGCGUCGACAAGGACAGUGUCGCCGAUCGCGCCGGCCUCCUCGUGGGCGAUCAAAUCAUCGAAGUAAAUGGGCAAAAUUUCGAGGAAGCCACGCAUGACGAAGCUGUUCAGAUAUUGAAGACUAACAAAAGGAUGAGUCUAUUGAUACGCGAUGUCGGCAAAGUUCCCCAUUCCUGUACCACCAGUCAGCCUAUAGUAAUUCCAACCACCCGAUAUCCCGAGCACGAUCCUUUGUUAGAAAGCCCCGGGAAUCAUCGACCACCUAGUCCUGCGAGUAGCACAAACGAAUGGAGACAUCGAAGUGGCGUUCACACAGUUUCGGCGGCCACCGCCGCCAUGGUGGAGGAAAAGGCAAGAGUCGUCCUCGCCAGGAGCGAGCGAGCCGCGCUCUCUCAACUUCUGGCGGACUACAGGACGAGAAGGCUGACGAUAGAGGACCUGGUCGCCAGCUUAGCCGAUUUGCUCAACACCCAUGAAAAACUAACACUAUUGACAGAGCUUAGGGAGCUCGUCGACAACAAGGAUAGAGCGGCCUUCGACGACCUCGUCUAUCGACCCCGAAUAGCGAUGGCCAGGAGAAAAGGCGACCGCGCUCACUCGGAUUUGAUAGUCACUCCCUCGCUGCACGAUCUUCCGGGAAAGGGCACACGGCAUGACAGGACAUCUGAUUUCUCACAGAGGGGUGUGCCCGGUGGUUGUUGCCGUCCGGGACGACUGGUGGACGUCGAAGGAGAUCCCCUAGGAGUGACGGGCCCUCUUCUACCGCGGGAUAACCAGGAGUAUAGAUCGCCAAGCGAGGACAGCGGUCUCGGGGCCGACAUGCCCAGGACCAGAGUGAGCUGCAGGAGGGCACAGCAGCACCAAGUGACGACCUCCGAUCUCGCCCUCUCCAACGAUGACGAGUGCGACAAUCAGGACUAUGACGACGAGAUUGAGAAUGGACGAGGUCGCAGGCACAGCUCUCCGGGCGGGUCGCGAGGUAAUCCCCGGGAUUACGGCCAUCACCUGCAUCCAGACAAUUUGGAAAGCGACGGGUGUUGCGAGGGUAGCGACGCCGAGAUGAUCGGUAACGGGAGACGGGGAGCCGGCGAGCGGGAUCGCGAUUUGGAGGAGGAUGACGAGCUCGAAAGCAGGGAGGAGAGGAGCUCGGAGAGUGGAGGAGGAGGUGGUGGGGGUUUCGGUGGUUGGAGGUCCCACCUGCUUGGUGGGCUAACGCAACGCGUCAAAUCCUGGUACUGGGGCGCCAGGCCCCUCGAGCUCGCACACAAGCUCUCGCGAAGCUUCGAUAUGCAGGAGGCGCAGCUGCUGGAGGAGGGCAGUUCCGGCGGCGGGCCCGCCGGAAGUGGAACUACGGGGGGCCCGCCGCGACGGCAUCACAGUGUGCAACGACUGACCCGCAGCGAGAUGUCCGAACGACGCGAGGAGGACGGCGCCCUGGUGGUACCUGAUCAUCAAGGCAACCUGCGCAUCACCGUGAAAAAGACCAAAUCGAUUCUGGGCAUCGCCAUUGAAGGCGGCGCCAACACCAAGCACCCACUGCCCCGGAUCAUCAACAUACACGACAAUGGAGCAGCUUACGAGGCUGGCGGCCUCGAAGUCGGCCAGCUCAUCCUUGAAGUCGAUGGUCAGAAAGUUGAAGGACUUCAUCAUCAAGAGGUCGCACGGCUGAUCGCAGAAUCAUUUGCACGUCGCGAUCGCAACGAGAUCGAGUUUCUGGUGGUGGAGGCGAAGAAGAGCAACUUGGAGCCGAAGCCGACAGCGCUCAUAUUCCUGGAAGCGUAGCAGGAAUCUCCCACCUCCGAGCCGGAACCACCGUAGCUCAACCUGAUCAAAGCUCGGCCAUCGGCGAUCUAGCUCGAGACUCGAACCGAAUCGAGAUCGAGACUGGAAUCGAAAGACUAAUCGAAAGAAGCCCCGAAGAGAUUUAGUGUGAUCUCUUCAGCUUCUUCACUCGAAUUGCCGAGCUGUCAGUUGCUGCUAAAUGAUUAAUCUGGCCCUGGUGGUGGGAAUUCUACUUUACUUCAUGAAGCAAGGAGAGAAGAGCGAAGACGCGAGGGAGAUCUGGACCGGCGUUGCCCGAUUCCGAUAUUUCGACUCUUUAAAGGCCGCUUUGAAAACCCGGAAUGCGCUAACGAGACAAGAAACCCUGGAAAGUUCCUGGCAGUCGUGUAUUCGCUCGGACUUUUCUGCCCUCGCGAUUGACUGGAAUUCGCGCGCGAAAUCGGCAUAAAAUUGCCGCGCGAAGAAAUUACCUUAUUAUGUAAAUACAUUGCCGCUAUUGUACAUAUUCUCACAACAGACAGUUCGAUAGAAGAAGCAAAUAAUCAUAUAUAUCACGAGGGAACUGGUAAAACUCCCGGCGGAUUCCCGGCAACGCCGGUCCCGAUCUCAAAUCAGAACUAUUCACCAAUUAAUUGCGCGAUCGUCAUCACGAUGUAACGAAAUGCGAGAGUGCAUUGGUUAUUUUUCGCAGAACCUCGAAGAGAGACGAAACGGAAGAAAGAUCGUAUAUUUUAUUUUUCAUCGUCGGUGGUUAUUUCGAGGAUUAAUAAAGGUGGAGGAUCGUGCAAUGUGCCAAACUAACUAACGCAAGCCAUAUAUUAAUAAAGCUAUAAACGAUAAGAGAUUGAUUUGGAAGGGAUGAAGGGGAAAGGAAUAAACUUUCGAAGAAACGCAAAUCUGCAAGAAAAUGCAACGAGGGAGAGUGCGGACCUACAUGCUCAUAGUGUAGCUGAGUGAACGAUUACCUCACAGAUACACUCAUAGACAAACAUAUACACACAACAUUCACUUUUAACAUUAUAAUCGCGCGAGAUCUGAGUUUCGACGACGCAAAUUUGUGUCGACUCGAACCUAGAUUAAUAAUCGCGAUGUUGAUUAUAUAUAUAAUUAUGAGAGUUAUGGCAGAUAUUUGUAUGCAAAAGGUAGAAGGGUGCAAGUCCUAAAGAACACAAUAUCCCUAUUUUAAGAAAAGCUCCGAAAUUGUAUCCGCGCGAUUUAUUGAAAUAGACUUA